CAAUAAGCUGUUGGGCUGGCACGGGCUGGUUGGUCGGUUGGUUGAGGGGUAGCCAUGGCUCGACUCGCUGCGCUGCUGCUGUUACCGGUUCUUAUUGAAUCCGUGUUUUCCAUUUCGUUCUUUUUACCGGUCAACUCAAGAAAGUGUUUACGGGAGGAGAUCCACAAAGACGUCCUCGUCACGGGGGAGUAUGACAUAACUGAGCAGGCGAACACCAAAACUAAUCUGAAGAUCACAGAUUCCUCCAGUCACACUCUUUACUCCAAGGAAGAUGCGGUAAAAGGAAAGUUUGCCUUCACCACCGAGGACUAUGACAUGUUUGAGGUGUGCUUUGAAAGCAAAUCGCCCUCGGGAACUGGAAGAGUGCCUGACCAGCUGGUCAAUCUGGACAUGAAGCAUGGUGUGGAGGCCAAAAACUAUGAAGAGAUUGCCAAGGUGGAGAAGCUGAAGCCCCUUGAGGUUGAGCUGAGGCGACUGGAGGACUUGUCGGAGUCCAUUGUCAACGACUUUGCUUACAUGAAGAAGAGAGAGGAGGAGAUGCGGGACACAAACGAGUCCACCAACACACGUGUGCUGUACUUCAGCAUAUUCUCCAUGUGCUGUCUCAUUGGGCUGGCCACAUGGCAGGUCUUCUACCUGCGGCGCUUCUUCAAGGCAAAGAAGCUGAUCGAGUAGAGCAGCCCACAUAGCUCCUUACCUCCGGGGAAGCUACUCGCCGGUCAGCCAAUACAUCCAACAUCCACACUCCUUGGACUAGCUUCAGCAAACAACAACAAGUGGGGUUGAGGGGCUCAAAUUCUAGUUUUCACGGCUGCGAGAGAGUACCAAGGUUGUCCUCAGAAAAAAAAAAGAUUCACCUGCUUAUUUAGGGGGUUUGAAACAUGAAAAGCGCUGUAGGGAGAAAUGCACUGCGAGACAUGGGAGAGGCAUAUGUUGCUGAAUUUGUGAGAUAUGUUUAGUUUCCAUGGUGCUUCACGUUUCUGUCUGCACCGUUUUGAGUGUUGCAGCUCGCUGAAUAAGAACUUGUCCCUUCAAUCUGUUGAACAGUGAUGUUUGAUUUUGAGCUCAGUUUGAAUGGAUGUGCCACGAGCGAAUGUCUUUUGCCCCUCUGUUGAUGUACACAUUCUUUGCCAUGCCAAGCAGACCAGACCAGGCACCCUAUUUGAUCAAGUGAAGGCUGUUUUUGAAAAAGUGGUUUGUUGUUACUUUGUUGAGAAACUUGGCAACCACUGAACUUCUGUGUUAUGACACUUAAUUUUCAUGUUUGGUAGCUAAAUUUAACAGUGUCUUUAGUUUGUUUUCUUAUUGUAAAUGCUACUUAGUUGCUUCUACAGCUACAUAUUUUUGGGGGGUUGUGCGUUGUCAGAGUGAUAAUCUCUUUGUUAUAAAUUAGGUCACUUCUAUUAGCUCUCGCUUGUUCUAUUUUUGUUUUGGGAAAAUCUCAACAUUAAUUUGUCACCAGUCAAGAGUAGUCAGAAACCAAAAACCUUGUUCUUCAGAGGGAAUUUGCAGUACCUUAUUGUGUCAUCUCCUGAUUUCCAUGACGUCUGUUUGUGCAAGUUUUUUUUUUCUUGCCAGGCUGCAGUGUAUGGAGAUUUUGACGGGAAAUGUAAAGCAGGCUUUCCACAAAAAUCUUCAGUUAAUCACGCACCUCUUUUCUUCACACUGGUAAAUUUAUAUUUCAAAAUAUAACUUCCAAAUUACAGGACCUGCAGAUCCAUCCAGCGCGUUUCUGUCUGUCACAAACACCUUUGAGGCUUGGGUUACAUGAGAAUGUGGGUUGUUGCAGAUAUUAAAUUGUUUGACGAGGAUUAAUUGAGGCAUCUGUAAUGGGUACAUUUUUAACGAUGAACAUGCGCAUUGUGCGCAGUCAAUGAUUUUUAUUUUAACUGAUAAAUUUUGUAAAUUUAUGUUGGGCUUUUAUUCAAUAAAAUAUUGGAUGAAUUUA
Molecule: messenger RNA, 1948 nt
Organism: Scophthalmus maximus (turbot)
Lineage: Eukaryota; Metazoa; Chordata; Actinopteri; Pleuronectiformes; Scophthalmidae
Gene: tmed10
Product: transmembrane p24 trafficking protein 10
Exons: 5
Coding region: 55-675 (206 amino acids)
Biological process (GO): endoplasmic reticulum to Golgi vesicle-mediated transport; Golgi organization; intracellular protein transport
Cellular component (GO): COPII-coated ER to Golgi transport vesicle; endoplasmic reticulum-Golgi intermediate compartment; endoplasmic reticulum
Source: RefSeq, a predicted model, not a curated record